CUAUUUUCAUGCAACAGUUUCUUCAUCAUGGAAAUGCAUCAAUAUCGAUUAAGAGUAUCAUUAUCUUGUCCUAUCUAACUAUUAAAGAUAUGAAACCAGAAAGAAUUCGAUUUAACCUAUUCUUCAUCCUUUCUAUUUUAUUGUGUUGUGCAGCGAUGACAACACCGGAAAAUGAAACAUUAGUUAAGAACAAUUCAAUAACCGGUCAAAUACUUGUAUCCUGUGCAAUAAUAAUUCUUUGCUUACCGUUUAUUGGCAUGAUCUGUUACCUAAUAAAUAUAAGGUGCCGAUUUGUGAUAUUCGAUAUAUUUUUUCCGAUUAAAAAAGAUAUUGUUUGCUUAAGAAUUGAUGAAAUUUCACCUGAUCCUAGUUUAUAUCAUAUUGAACCUCGACCACGUAGUAACACAAAUAAUUCCCAAAAGUUGUAUUACGAACUGUUGAAUGCAGAUUCACAAUACUGUAAUUCACCUACAAGUACUGAUCAGUCGACAAUUUCGAAUAUUUCAAAUGGUGUUUUAAGUGAAAAUUCUCAAGAAUUAUCAGACCAAGCUCUUUUGCACUAGCUGUAUAAGCAGCCCUUAAAGCACAUUUUCUCUACAUUAGAAGGCUUCUAAUAAUAUAGUUUCUUUACACUAUUCUUUUUGAAUAAUACCUAUUUCAAAAAAUGUCCGUUAACGUGUGUUGAUCACGAAAAAAAAACACCGCCUUUGUUUCAAAGUUACACCCUUCUCCAUUGUAGUUAUUCAGUCUUAAUUAUGCAUCUUAUAUUCGAGAAUGCAAAUGACACCUUGAAGAUAUAUCUAUUAGGGAUGUUGUAAAUUAUCGCAUGCAAUAAAGACAGCCACCAAAAUUGAUCCCAGUAUAUGAUGACAUGAUCAUAUGCAAGAAAAUCGCAUCGUCUGUAUCAAAGAUAUAUAUUAUAUAUCUAAAGCAGUGUAGACUAAGAAACACAUAGCUUGUGUUCAAGAUCCAGUUGAUUUAUAGACUUAAUGUAUACUGUUUGUCAUCUACUGAAAGAAUUUCCAAUACCCGUUUCAAUAAGGCGAAAGCCACAUGAAUUCGUAGGUAAAGCUAAAGCACAGGAAACCUUAAGACGUUUGAGCUGGUUUAAUAAAUUCGUAUCCCUAUACAGCCAAGUGGGCUCAUUUUUCCUAAGAACUUGUGCGUAUAAGCAUAAAUAUUUUUCUCAUAUCCAUUUCUGUAAGAUGUCUAUAAAUGUCAUGUUGUUAAGUAACAUUAAUUUCUGCAUGUUUUUUGACUGGAAACAAUAGUGAAAAAGACAAUGUGCCUUGUUACACAUGCUGUUAAUUUAUUACAUGUCAUAAAAGAAAAUUAUCUAAACGAUAUGGUCUUGAACCUAAUAAUCCUGUUUUCAAAACUUCGGAAUUCGUUAAAGCUUCACUUAAAUUGCAUUUAUUGAAAAUACAUUUUGUAAAACCAGGAAAACUUGUCAUAAAGCGAGCUGUCGUUAACGAAAUUCUGAAUUCAUUUAAAACGCUGGUAUUUGAAUAAUAAGUUACUUUUGAUUAUUAAGUGCAUGGUGGAAAUAUUUUAUGCUUGUUUUUCUUUACCACCAGCUGUCAAACAUGGUUGAGUAUGGUCUUGUUUGUUACAAACAUUGACUAUGUACUUAUCAACAUAAAUUCUAACGCUAAGAAGCUUCAAAUCAAAAUUAAAAUACAGAAUUGUU
Octopus sinensis (East Asian common octopus) is the source of this 1690-nucleotide messenger RNA. RefSeq lists its product as uncharacterized. The record is from RefSeq and is a predicted model, not a curated record. Lineage: Eukaryota; Metazoa; Mollusca; Cephalopoda; Octopoda; Octopodidae. The transcript is spliced from 2 exons. The coding region runs from base 9 to 563 and encodes 184 amino acids.